Molecule: messenger RNA, 903 nt
Organism: Xiphias gladius (swordfish)
Lineage: Eukaryota; Metazoa; Chordata; Actinopteri; Istiophoriformes; Xiphiidae
Product: G-protein coupled receptor 15-like
Exons: 2
Coding region: 1-903 (300 amino acids)
Biological process (GO): G protein-coupled receptor signaling pathway
Cellular component (GO): membrane
Molecular function (GO): G protein-coupled receptor activity
Source: RefSeq, a predicted model, not a curated record
AUGCUCCUUAACGCCACCGUCCCUCUGUCGGUGGACUUCGACAGUCCGGGGGACUUCCUCAUCUUCCUCUUCCACAUUCUGUUCGCCACCGGCGCCGUGCUCGUCGCCGGCUCGGUGGUCCUCGGGAUCUCCUGCGCCCGGUCGCUGCGAGGCCAGAACCGUUUUAUAUUCAUGCUGAACACGAGCAUCAGCGACACUCUGACCGGCCUCUCGGUGUACUACCUCGGCCUCUUCGACGUCCAGGAGGGCUACCCCUCGAGGAACGGGACGUACUACAUUUUACCCUCAUUCCUGGGCGUCAAUGUGUUAACCUUCCUCUUCGCCCAGUUUGACCGCUACCUCGCCGUGUGCCAUCCGUUCUUCUACAACCGCUACGUUACGCGGUCCGUGGUCGUCGCGGUCUGCGCGUUCUGCUGGCUUUACACGUACACCAUCCUCACGGUGCAGAACAUGGUGCCCGUCUCGAAGGCGGCUCAGAUAAACGCGUUUGGCGUGAUGACCCUACAGGUUAUAGUUCUCACCAAAGUGUUGAUGACGAUUAAAUUAUACAUCAUCGCCAGGAGUCACCUGGUGAGAGACGCGCCCAGUGCCGAGAGAGACAACAAGAAGGAGUCGCUGCGCAUCAUUGUGUUUGUGGUCAUUUGCUUCCUGGCUCUGUGGUGUCCGUCCUUCGUCAAUAUAAUUGUGCGACAGUUGACCAGGAAGGGUCUGAGGUUUAGGAACGAGGCCACCAACCUGUUCGCCAUCAUGGCACGCCUAAACGCACUGGUCACCCCGGCCCUGUACAUCUGGGGGAGCCCGGCGCUGCGGGGGGUCAUACGGAGAACAGUGUGGCGGAGGAUCUGCCCCGGGCGGCGGGCCAGAAUCGGCUUUAACUCUGAUGGAGCGGCGGACAAACCGUAA